AAACUAGAGCUAUGUCUAUGCAGGUCAUCUGGCAACCCUGCAUGGUCAUUUUAAUCUCGUCGCAAAAGCGAUUCUGAGAUCAGUGUUUAGACGUUGUAAUAUUACAUUGUUGUUUACGUUUUCAUGUGUUUUUAAACAUAUUUAAUAUUUUAUUUGUCAUGAGUCUAUGUAAUAUUAAAUGUGUAGAAAGAAUAGCGCGAUAUCUCAAUGUUCCAGAAAAGUUGCUUUUUGAUAAAAAUGAACUGAAUACAGUAUUAAAAAACCUGACAUAUAUAGGUGGUACAAAGAAGACUAUCGCGGACAUUGUAUUGUACUACGUUCUACAUUCCAUAAUGGCUGAACUAAGUCAUCAGCAGAAAGCACGAUAUAUUCACGUAUCGAGAUGGUUCGAUAAUAUCCAACAAGAAGAAAAAUUGAGACAAGAAUUGGAUCUAAUAUCUUUUAACUUAUUACAUGUAUUUUUGUAAUUGAAAUAAAAUCUAAAUUUAUUUUACAAUA
Molecule: messenger RNA, 498 nt
Organism: Monomorium pharaonis (pharaoh ant)
Lineage: Eukaryota; Metazoa; Arthropoda; Insecta; Hymenoptera; Formicidae
Gene: AIMP3
Product: eukaryotic translation elongation factor 1 epsilon-1
Exons: 3
Coding region: 159-467 (102 amino acids)
Biological process (GO): positive regulation of DNA damage response, signal transduction by p53 class mediator
Cellular component (GO): aminoacyl-tRNA synthetase multienzyme complex; cytoplasm; nucleus
Source: RefSeq, a predicted model, not a curated record